Messenger RNA from Diaporthe amygdali, 948 nucleotides. RefSeq lists its product as uncharacterized. Gene Ontology annotation, cellular component: membrane. The record is from RefSeq and is a predicted model, not a curated record. Gene Ontology annotation, molecular function: transmembrane transporter activity. The transcript is spliced from 4 exons. Gene Ontology annotation, biological process: transmembrane transport. Lineage: Eukaryota; Fungi; Ascomycota; Sordariomycetes; Diaporthales; Diaporthaceae. The coding region runs from base 1 to 948 and encodes 315 amino acids.
AUGCAUAACUCGGACUACAAUACAUGUGUCAGCGUCUUCUUCAUUGGGAUUGUUCUCGGUUUUACAGAAGCACCAUUCUAUUCAGGAGCCUGCUACCUUAUCAGUCUCUUUUAUACAAGGAAGGAAACAGCGACUCGAUUAGCUGUAUUCUACACCGGUAACCUACUGGCGAGCUCGUUCUCGGGACUGAUCGCUGCUGGUGUGUUUGCUGGCUUAGAUGGCCACCGUAGCCUUUCUGGCUGGCGAUGGCUCUUCUUGAUUCAGGGAGUGGUCACUUUUUUCGUCGCUAUUGUUGGGUUCUUCGUUCUUCCCAACAAGCCACUCGACACCCCUUGGCUCAAUGCCGAGGAGCGUCAGCUGGCACAUGCCCGAAUCGCGCGUGACACCACCGAGAAGCGUGUUGCAACCAGUUCCUGGGCAGGACUUCGAGAUGCCGCCAUGGACUACCGGACCUGGCUGUUUGCUCUCAUGGCCAACCUCCACCUGUCCGCCAACAAUUUCAAAAACUAUAUGCCGACCGCCGUUGAGACACUAGGGUUUAGUACUACCGUCACUCUGGUGCUGACUUGCCCUCCUUAUCUCUUUGGGGCAUUCACCUCCAUCGCAGUGUCUUGGUCGUCUGGCCAUUUCAAUGAGCGCACAUGGCACGUUACGCUAUCGAAAGCUAUAGCUAUCGCAGGGUUCGUACUCGCGAUGGCAACAUAUAACAUUGGUGCACGAUACUUCUCCAUGUUUGUAUUUAUAGGAGCAACUUAUGGGGUUAACAACAUCAUCCUGGCAUGGGCAUCAGCCACACUGGGUCAGACGGACGAGAAGAAGGCCGCCGUUCUGGCAAUCGCUAAUACGUUGGGUAACCUCUCUUUCGUUUACACUCCAUACCUGUGGAACGAUGCAGACGCACCGUUGUAUCCCGCGGCCAGGGCGUUGAUACGCUACGUCGCGGCAUAG